ACUUUUGGUGCAAAUUAUGUACAUGUGCAUAUAAAAGCUAUCAUCAUUGCACACACGUUUCAAAAUCAGUUACCACACUCCCACUUCGGUUAUCUUAAAAAGCAGAGCAAAAGCCAAAACCAGAUUGAAUCGUCCACAAUGACUGAGAAGAACAAAAGGAGCAAUGGCGAGCAGCAGCCGAAGAAGGAGGGAACAGAGAGCAAGAACAAGGGCGGAAACGUCACCGUCGUGCUGAAGGCCGAUCUGCAUUGCGAAGGCUGCGUUUCCAAGGUUUUGAAGUGCAUUCGCACUUUCGACGGUGUGGACACAGCUAAUAUCGGCGACGGGCAGAUCACCGUCUUCGGGAAGGUGGAUCCGGCUAAGCUCCGGGAAAGGGUGGAAAAGAAGACUCACAAGAAGAUUGAAGUGGUUUCGCCGCAGAGCAAAAAUGGGGACGGCAAAGAGAAAGCCAAAGGCGGCGGCGAGGCCAAAAAAGAAGAGAAGAGGAAGGAAUCAAACGAAAAAAAGACGAGCAAUAAAUCCGAUGAGAAAAAGAGCAAGGAGAAAGAGCCUACGGUUACAACGGCGAUAUUGAAGGUGCAUUUACACUGCGAGGGCUGCAUCCAGAAAAUCCGCAGAAUCGUGGUGAAGACGAAGGGUUACAGAGAUAUGAAGAUCGACAAGCAGAAGGAGACGGUGACGGUGACCGGAGCUUUUGACAUGAAGGCGUUAGCUGAGGUGCUGAAGAAGCAUUUGAAGAGGGAGGUGCAAAUCAUGCCGCAGAAAAAGGAGGGCGAGAACAAAGAGAACGGGAAAGGCGGUGGGAACAAGGGAAAGAGCGGUGGCGGAGGUGGAGGUGGAGGUGGGGAUGGAGAUGGUGGGGUGAAGGCGGGUGGCGGUGAGAAGAUGGAAGGGAAUAAUAAUAAAAUGCAGUUUCAAGUUGCAUAUCCGUACCCGUAUCCUUACCCGAUAGCAUACGAGUCGGGCGUGAUGGUGGAUCAAUUCCACUACAACCCGUAUGCAUUCGGACCCAACUAUGCCCCGCAGCUGUUUAGCGAUGAGAAUCCUAAUGCAUGUAGUGUUAUGUGAGUGGGUGGAUUAUUAUGUUGUAGAUGAAAGCGGUUAAGAGUAAUUUGGUCUUUUUAAUUAGUUGCUCUUUUUAAUCUAAUAUAAUUCAUAAAGUCUGUCUAGAGAAAUGGUUUA
Molecule: messenger RNA, 1182 nt
Organism: Salvia miltiorrhiza (redroot sage)
Lineage: Eukaryota; Viridiplantae; Streptophyta; Magnoliopsida; Lamiales; Lamiaceae
Product: heavy metal-associated isoprenylated plant protein 3-like
Exons: 5
Coding region: 139-1068 (309 amino acids)
Molecular function (GO): metal ion binding
Source: RefSeq, a predicted model, not a curated record